Molecule: messenger RNA, 2824 nt
Organism: Carassius auratus (goldfish)
Lineage: Eukaryota; Metazoa; Chordata; Actinopteri; Cypriniformes; Cyprinidae
Product: tetratricopeptide repeat protein 39C-like
Exons: 15
Coding region: 405-2141 (578 amino acids)
Biological process (GO): cilium assembly; otolith morphogenesis
Molecular function (GO): protein binding
Source: RefSeq, a predicted model, not a curated record
AAGCUUCAAGGGUUAAUGUGAAAGUCGCUUCCUGGUUGGAGGCACAGGGCGUGUUACAGUCAAGAGGAAGCUGUCAAGCUUCAGUUUGAAAGCAGAAUCGGCUCUGUCACCUAUAACACCUCACUAGAGUGAAUGAGAAGCGGAUAAGGGACGAUAACGCCACUGCUCCGUUUCUGUCUUUAAUAUUGCGUAACGCGCGAUGCUGCUGAUAUAUGAGCAGCCAGCUGAUAUUUCACAGCUCACGGCAGCCUGAUGGAGGGGACGAUUGCGGAUCUGAAAACAUCUUAGCACCGCAGAUCGGACACGGAAGGGAUCGAAACUCUCCAGACAGUUUUCACCAGUGAUCUGCAGCUGGCCAUCGAAGAACGAGUUUUUUUGGCCUUUUAAAAGAGUAAACCGAGAGGAUGGCAGGCCCGGAUUCAUCACAGCAGCAGGUUGAAGAGAAAGCCGAGCAGAUAGAUGACGCCGAGCUGGCGUUUCAGGGCAUCAAUAUGCUGCUCAACAAUGGCUUCAGAGAAAGCGACGAGCUCUUCCGGAGAUACCGGACCCACAGUCCGCUGAUGAGCUUCGGUGCCAGUUUCGUCAGCUUCUUGAACGCCAUGAUGACAUUCGAGGAGGAGAAGAUGCAGGUGGCCAGCGAUGAUCUGAAAACUACUGAAAAGCUUUGCGAGAGCGACAACGCCGGCGUCAUCGAGACCAUCCGCAACAAGAUCAAGAAGAGCAUGGACUCGCAGAGAGCAGGAGUGGAGAUUGUGGAUCGUCUUCAGAGACAGAUCAUCGUGGCUGACUGUCAGGUUUAUCUCGCCGUGCUGUCGUUCGUCAAACAGGAACUCUCAGCAUACAUCAAAGGAGGCUGGAUCCUCCGCAAGGCCUGGAAAAUGUACAACAAAUGCUACAGCGACAUCAGCCAGCUGCAGGAAGCCUGCCGCCGACGCUCCUCCGACCAGCAGGGGGCGCUGGCCUCCGAUCAGGCCAAUCACAACACCUCAGGCGAGAGCGGCGGCCGGGUAACAGAAGAGGUUCUGGACCGUCUGAAGGGUUCGGUCAGCUUCGGCUAUGGGCUCUUUCACUUGUGUAUUUCGAUGGUGCCUCCACACCUGCUCAAGAUCAUCAACCUGCUGGGCUUCCCUGGAGACCGUCAGCAAGGUCUCGACUCCUUAGCAUGUGCCAGCGAGAGCAAAGAUAUGAAGGCGCCACUCGCAACUUUGGCUCUUUUGUGGUAUCACACCGUGGUGCAGCCCUUCUUUGCUCUGGACGGCUCUGACUCGCAAGCCGGGCUCCUGGAAGCCAAAGCCAUUCUGCAGAAGAAGGCGAUUGUUUACCCAAACUCCUCUCUCUUCAUCUUCUUUAGGGGACGGGUGCAGAGAUUAGAGUGCCAAAUCAACAGUGCGCUGACGUCAUUUCAGGAUGCUCUGGAAUUUGCCUCAGACCAAAGAGAAAUCCAACACGUGUGCCUCUAUGAAAUCGGCUGGUGCAGCAUGAUCGAGAUGAACUUUGAAGACGCCUUCAGGUCGUUUGAGCGGCUGAAGAACGAAUCCCGCUGGUCUCAGUGUUACUACGCUUACCUCACUGGAGUAUGUCAGGGGGCUUCUGGUGAUCUAGAGGGAGCCAAAGCUGUUUUCCAAGAUGUCCAGAGGCUUUUCAAACGCAAGAACAAUCAGAUCGAGCAGUUUGCACUGAAAAGAGCAGAGAUGCUGAGGAAAGUCUCCCUUACGCGAGAGCUGUGCAUUCUGGGUGUUGUGGAGGUGCUGUACUUAUGGAAAGCUCUUCUAAACUGCUCUUCCUCCAAACUCCAGCUUAUGAAUCAAGUGCUACAGGGGCUGGACGAGCAGUCAAGCCUGGGCCUAAAACACCUGCUGCUUGGGGCCAUUCAUAAAUGUCUUGGGAAUAUUAAAGACGCUGUUCAGUCGUUCCAGCUGGCGGUGCAGGAUGAAUACGGCCGUCAGACAAACAGCUAUGUGCAGCCCUAUUGCUGCUAUGAGAUGGGCUGUGUGUUACUGGCUAAACCAGAGACCCUGAGUAGAGGAAGAUCAUUGCUGCUUCAGGCCAAGGAGAACUACGCCGGGUACGACUUCGAGAACAGGCUGCACGUCCGCAUCCAUUCUGCCCUCGCCUCCAUAAAGGAAGUGGUCCCUCGCUGACCCGUCCGACCUCAGAAGAGCACCGUACUUUUGACUGCUCCUUUCCAGCACUUUUUGAAAUGAAAGCCAUUUGAAGUAAUCCAGCUCUUCUGGAGGGAGAAACUGAAAGUCAGCGGAUUUCAGGUGAUCGAGGACGAGUUGGCCGAUAUUUUUCAGCCUAGAAUUGAAAAGGUUCACUCUUCAUGUAGCUGUUGGUCCCAGUGAUGUAAUCUAAUUUUCACGUUCACAUUUACACCCACGUUAUAGUGCAGAUCCACAGAUUUUGUGUGUUCAGGAUUGAUCUAGAGAAGUGCAGGAAAACAUAACCCUUACAAACAAACACGAGAGUUAGAUCCUUUCCCAGAGCUUGUUAUAUCAUACAAAACACAUUAGCAUGGGAUAGAACUCUACAUUAGAUAACAUUAAUACCAAAAAAUUAAAAAUAUAUUGUGUAACCCUUUAUCUCAAAGAAAUAAUAGUAUCCAAACUUAACAAUAACUACCUGUGUCAAAUCAAGUUUGUAUGCGUCUGGUGUAAUGGCGGACCGAUAUGAGACCGAUAUGGCCAUGCUAUGAUUUCACUUAAAUAAAUUUUUAACUAUAUAAUUAGUCCAAUUUGCAUCAAAUCUGUGUUCAGUUAACGAUAUUGAAAUGUAUUCUUACUUAAUUAACUAUAGUAAUUAUUUUUAUGAUCCAGUAAAACUU